CUCCUCCCUCUCUCUCUUCCUCCUCCAUCCACUACAGCCAACUUUCUCCCUCCUACUCCUCUCUCUCUCUCUCCCUCUCUUUACUCAGUCCCUCGCUCUGCCAGUUAUGAGUGUUGCAGGGUUUGUGGCUGAUGUAAGAACGGACGGCGGGAGAUGUGACAGUCACCAAGUGUCCUCUUCGUCGUCUUCCACCUCUUCACCGUCGCCAUCAUCAUCGUCAUCGUGUCAACACGAUGACAAAAGGAGUAAACAAACAGUCAAAAACAGUCCCAACCGACGUCAGACACCCAAUACCCCUUAUCGAGUUUUCGGUAAACGCCUCCUGAGAACCAGCCAGUUUGUGGUAUCCAGUCGAAUAUGGCUGCACACGAUACCAACACGGAACUGCGAUGUCCUGAUGACAUUCCCACCCAAAACGGAAGAUGCCAAGUUGAUGUGGGUACUGAAACAGCUGAAGGAAAAAGCGCCACAGAUUAUUGUCCAUGUUCGACAUCAUGCCAAAACGGAAGUCUUUGGGUUUUACAUGACAGCCAGUUACCAAAGUCUGUUGAAAGGGGCCGAGAACCUGUGUAUCCGCAAGUCCCUAAAACAAGAUUAUGGCGGUGGAAUGAAAGAAUUCACUUUUGAAGAACAAGACUUAUUUGAAAAUAUCCACAAUGAAAUGGAAUUCUUCACAAGUCAAGAGCGGCAAAGUAUUGUGUAUGGUAUGCUGAAUAAUGUGCGUUCGGUUGGAAAUGAACACAUCGAUGAUACUGUAUUCCGAGAAGGACAAGCCAUUAUUCCAACUUUGGUAACAAACAAUGUCAUCUCUAACGUCUUCCCAUUACACAACAAUGAUGACCUGAUCCGACUGCGAAAUGGCUGGGUGAAUGCAUUUUGUACGACGCAGCCUCUCAAUCAAAUUUGUGAAUACUUUGGAGUGAAGAUUGCGAUGUAUUUUGCUUACUUGGGACAUUACACAACAGCUCUAUGUAUUCCUGCUCUUAUAGGACUUCUGGUGUGGACUAUGGAAGGAUAUGAACAGGAGUCUAGAAAUGUACAUCUUCAAAACACUGACAGACCAAUGAUAUUUGAUGAUUGGUGCUUUGUGGGUUUUGCGUUGUUUAAUGUGUUGUGGGCCACUCUUUACUUGGAACACUGGAAGCGAAGAUCAGCUGAGCUGGCUUACAAGUGGGGGACUCUAGACAAAAAUGAUGAAGUUGUCAUAGAUCCCAGGCCUUUUUAUAAGGGAGAACUUGAAGUAAGUAGUGUCACUGGAAGGCUGGAACCAUUCUAUCCAAUAUGGAAAAGGAAUUUGUUCCGCUACUUUAUAACCCUUCCUGUUGUCAUCUUAAGUCUUUGCAUUGUAUUUGCUGUGAUGCUGGCCAACUUUUACAUUGAGGAACUCAUCACGAAAUUAGUCAACACCGGUGAAUAUGCUUUCAUUGCUAAAGUUUUGCCUAAAGUUUGCCAUGCUGUUUCCAUCUUCACACUCGAUCGAAUGUACACCAGAGUUGCAUACUGGCUGAAUGACAUGGAGAAUCACAGGAUGCAAGAGGCAUACGAAAACCAUCUCAUCAUUAAACUUGUUCUGUUUCAGUUUGUGAAUUCAUUCCUGUCUCUGUUUUACAUCGCAUUCUAUCUGCAAGACAUGGAACUCUUGAGAGAGCAACUGAUGGCUCUUCUAAUAAUGCGCCAAAUUAUCGGAAAUGUGAAAGAAGCUUUGUUACCAUAUCUGAUGUGGCACUUUCGUAUGAUAAAAGCCGGACUGAUCACAACAGUGGAAUCACCAGAGAAGGAAUGUGGUGAACUUCCAUUAAAUACAGAGAAUAAAAAACCCUGCAACUCUGAAGCAUCGGCGGAAGAAGAGGAACAUCUCACUCCAGAGAUGACCAACACAAAUGAAACGGCUGAUCAGCAAGAAAGCAGUGAAGAAAAAACUGCAGGGAACAAUCCUGAAAAUGAAGAUGAAAAAUCUUUGAUUGGGGAUUUGUCUGACAAUAGGGACCGUAUGGAACUGCCCCCUCGCAAAGCUUCAGCUGGGAACUCACCGAGUCAAGCUGAAGUUGAAAGUACGAUGAGUGAGUAUGAAGACACGUUUGAAGAUUAUUUGGAAAUGUUCAUCCAGUUUGGCUACGUGACUCUAUUCUCUUCCGCUUUCCCCCUCGCUGCCCUCUGCGCUCUACUCAACAAUGUCAUAGAAAUUCGCUCGGAUGCAUUUAAACUUUGCAUGACUUGUCGGCGUCCUUUCGGCCAACAAGUUGAGAAUAUUGGAACCUGGGCUGUAAGUAUUGCCAAACUCUGUGAUUACUUCUUGUCAGUUUUUCUCACUACUCGUAAUUUCUAUUUUUAUUCCGCUUUACAGCACAUCAUUCUUGGAGUAAAGAUGUGGAUUGCUUAUGCCAUACCUGACAUUCCUCAAUGGGUCGCUACAGAAAUGUCACGUCUUGAUUUUCUACGACGAGAAGCUUUCAAGAAACUUGACUCUCACCAACCUCAUAAUAAUGUUCUUCAUACGUCAAAGCCAGAGAAUCCAGUUCGUUCGCAGUCAUUACCACCAACAUCAAACCAGACUCCUCACCAACCUCCACAUUCUUCCGUUUCUACUUCGGCAGACACAAUGCCUCUUGGAGACACAGCAUACAUCACCAGACCUUCCACAUUCCAAGAAUCUUUCAGUCCACAACUUCGACAUAGACAAACGCCAUCAAUUUCGGCCGGAACAUCAUGAAAAUAACUAGAAUUAAACACAAACCAAUCACCACUUCCAUUUAACUUGAGGAAGAGGAAAAACUUUUGAUUCAUUUUCAAGAAAUCAUCUUUUCUUUGAAACAAACCAACAAAGAUUAAUUUUUUUUUUUAAAUCAAUAUUUGUUGAUUCUUUCAGUGAAAUUUUAACAUUUUUUCCACGAACGUUUUAUGACAUUUUUUUGUGAUUGAAGCAAAAUUGUGUGUAAGCUGUUGUUAUUGGUUUUGUCUUAGCAAAACCAAAUUUAUCCGAUAUUCCCUUGUUUUUGUUUUAACCAUUUUACUGAAUCAUGUCUUUGGGGUUUAAAGAUGUUGUACUGCCAAAUUGUUACGAGUUCAAACUUCAACAACUACAAUCAGCGUGUUAUAUCCCUGGGACAAGAUACAUGCCUCUGCUUCCCUUUGUUUACCUGGCCAUCAACAGGUUGAAGUACAAAUAUUUAUUUGCCCAGUUCUGCCUGGCUGACAAACAGGUUCCCCAUUGAGGAAGAAAACAUCCAGCAAUAUGCAAAUGUCCCAAAUUUCCCAAGACCAUCUCGUCCGUGAGUGAAGUCAGGGCGAACCAAACUAAAAUACUAAUAAUAAAUGCUCAACUCUGAAAAUAUUUAAGAAAUGACAAAUAAUUUAUUCUCCCUUAAUUUAUCGUUAAAUUUUCAAAAAUAAUUAUUUAAUUUUUAUAUUUCAAUUUGUAACAUUUUCAAAGAUAAAAUAUUUGGUUUGCUGUCAA
Molecule: messenger RNA, 3454 nt
Organism: Octopus sinensis (East Asian common octopus)
Lineage: Eukaryota; Metazoa; Mollusca; Cephalopoda; Octopoda; Octopodidae
Product: anoctamin-8-like
Exons: 14
Coding region: 107-2710 (867 amino acids)
Biological process (GO): chloride transmembrane transport
Cellular component (GO): plasma membrane
Molecular function (GO): chloride channel activity
Source: RefSeq, a predicted model, not a curated record